Messenger RNA from Peniophora sp. CBMAI 1063, 552 nucleotides. NCBI's taxonomy places the organism in Eukaryota, Fungi, Basidiomycota, Agaricomycetes, Russulales, Peniophoraceae. The record is from the annotation of a GenBank genome assembly.
AUGAGCGAUGCUGCCCAUAUACCUUCACACUCCUUCAUUUCCUUAACUUCCGUGACGUCUAUUAAGAUGCGCUCGAAUAACGUCGUUCUCGUGCCGCUCGACGCCACCCUUCGUAAUCGCCGCGAUCCUCCAUGCUACUGUUUUGGAUCAGACUCGCCGUGUGCGCGGUGUCGGGAACACCGCCGCUGGCGUCUGGGAACCUUCGCACUCAUCUUCAUCCUUGACAUCGCCAUGUUCGUCAUCAUCCCGACCAUGAUGAAGUUCCUUCUGAAAGACGCCCACCAAUCGCUCAAACCCGGCAAAACGUACGAUUACAACCGCGGCGCUGUCGAUAUCGUUACGUGCUGCUUUCUGGUCCUGUUGCUCAUGAUCGCGGUGUGGAUGUUCAGCUGGACCUGUGCUAUGACCGCAAAGACCCUUCGUCCGCGAUCAGAGGUUGCGCGUAGGGUCGCGCAGCUUGGCUUGUUCAGUGGGAGAACUGAAGAUGCCCUGAACAAGCGUUGGCCUUUGCCAGGGACUCGACCUGGAGGCUUGCCGAAGUAUACUCCUUGA